ACACAGCACCAUGCCCAGCUCCUCCGAGGCAAGCAGCAAGGCCGUCGCGCGGCUCGCGACCGUGAGCUCCCACUUGGCAAGAAGGGGGGUGCACACGGCGCUGCGGGACCUCGCGCCGCGCUUCGAAAAACCCCUCCUCAUCCCCUUUGCCAACGCCGACGAGCCGCCCGUAUCCGGCUCACAUGUGCUGAGCUCGUGGAGCUCGCCCCCGGCCGCAGUGCUCAUCGUGCACAAGUCGGGCGAUGCGCGCGUCGACCGCGCAGUCGGCAAGGUCCUCGACUACUUUGCCGACACGUACGGCAUCAUUCGGAUCCUGGUCGAGCAGCACACGGCCGACGCGCACCCCACCCAGGACCUGGUGGUCUUCGAGCCUGACUCGCCCGACCUCUUCGCGCAGACCGACCUGGUCAUCACACUAGGCGGCGACGGGACGAUGCUGCACGCGUCGAGCCUCUUCUCGCAGGGCGAGUGCCCGCCGGUGCUGUGCUUCUCGAUGGGCUCGCUCGGCUUCCUCCUCCCCUUCCCGAUCGAGUCGUUCAUCGACGUGCUCCGCGCGACGCUGCUCGGGCCAGUGUCGAUCCUCUACCGCAUGCGGCUGGCAUGUACCCCGCUCGACAAGGACGGCAAGGUGCUCGCGCGGUGCAGUCGAUCGCAUGCGCCCGCGGGGUGGCAGGUGAUGAACGAGGUUGCGCUCAACCGCGGCCGGCACCCACAAUUGGCCGUGCUGGACGCGUACCUCAACGACGAGUGUCUCACGACUGGCAUCGCGGACGGGCUGCUGCUGUCUACGCCGACGGGGUCGACAGCGUACAACCUCUCCUCUGGCGGGCCGAUAGCGCACCCCGAGGCCGACGUGCUUCUCCUCACGCCCGUCGCGCCGCGCUCGCUCUCCUUCCGGCCUGUGGUGCUCCCCGGCUCCGCGCGGGUAAGGUUACAGAUUGCGAACCGCGCCCGUGCGCCGGCACUGCUUUCUCUCGACGGCCGGGAUGUCGGCGAGCUAAGCGUGGGCGAGAGUGUUGAUGUGCGCCGCUCACCGUGGCCUAUUCCGUGUAUCGAGCGUGGUGGCGGCCCCGGCACGGGCUGGGUCAAGGAUAUCAACUCGUUGUUGCUGUUCAACACGGGCUUUGUGAACAGCCGAACGAUCCGCGACCGAUGAUACGGCCUCGUUUGAGUGUGGGUGCGCGUGCUCGACAAGUCGAGCGCGUCGGCCAGCGUCACACCAAGCUGCUCAUGCACGCACGAGAAACGCAUAGGCAUGCCCGGCGGCCGACAACAGUGUGUUUUGGGACUUUGAGAAGGAGGGGCGAGGCGGGGCGAGGAGAGGAGGGAGGUGGAUGCGGCACGCGCCGCCUCGUGAGCGACCGCGGCGCAGUACCUGG
Vanrija pseudolonga is the source of this 1379-nucleotide messenger RNA. Its product is annotated as NADH kinase pos5, mitochondrial. Bases 11 to 1156 code for a protein of 381 amino acids. Gene Ontology annotation, molecular function: NAD+ kinase activity. Gene Ontology annotation, biological process: NADP+ biosynthetic process; NAD+ metabolic process. The record is from RefSeq and is a predicted model, not a curated record. Lineage: Eukaryota; Fungi; Basidiomycota; Tremellomycetes; Trichosporonales; Trichosporonaceae. The transcript has 6 exons.